AUGUGAAGUUUGUAGGUUGUUGUGUAGGGUUAAUGGAAGAUGAAGGAAGAUGAUGGCUGAUCAGUUUCGUAAAGUAGAACAAUAUUCACCAAAAUCGUCUCCAAGAGGGGCACGGUCCCCUGUUGUUUCACGUCAAGAUUCGUCAGGAACAUUAAAAACAACGAUUUCUUUAGGAAAAAAUCCAUCUAUUGUCCAUAGUGGGCCUUUUUAUUUGAUGAAGGAACCUCCAGAAAAAAGUGAACUCACAGGUGCUACAAAUUUGAUGACAUAUUAUGGUUUAGAACAUUCAUAUAGUAAAUUUAGUGGGAAAAAAGUUAAAGAACAAUUAUCUUCAUUUCUUCCAAAUUUACCAGGAAUAAUUGAUGCUCCUGGCCAACAAGACAAUAGUUCCUUAAGAUCUGUUAUUGAAAAACCACCAAUUGGUGGAAAAGAAAUUCUUCCUUUAACAAGUGUACAAUUAGCUGGAUUUAGGCUUCAUCCUGGACCUUUACCUGAACAAUAUCGCUACGUAAACCAGGCACCUCAAAAGAAGCAUAAAAGUAAACAUAAAAGACACAAACACAAGGAUGGUGGUCCUCCAAGUCAAGAAACACAAAUAACUGAUGCAAAUCAAGAAACGCAUGAGAAGAAACAUAAGAAACAAAAGCGACACGAUGAAGAUAAAGAACGAAAAAAGAGAAAAAAGGAAAAGAAACGAAAGAAACAAAAGCAUAGUCCAGAACAUCCUGGUGGACUCACUCCCAGUCAACAUUCCAAUGGUUGAACCCGGGAUAUUUAUUUAAUUUAUAAAUUAAUUAAGACACAAUACCAUUUUUUUUUUUGUUAUUAAAAUUUCACAUGUUUAUUUCGAAAUUAUAUUUCAUAAAACUUCGUAUAGCGUGGAGGAGGGCAUUGAAAAAAGUUUUGAGCUAGCUUUAAACAGUGCAUAGAUAUUCAAUGUUUUUGCUCCUAUUCAAUAUUCCAAAAAAUUUCUUUAAUCGAUAGAUGAAUUCAGCUAUUAAUCGAAGGAAUAGUCAAAAUUAUAAUUUUUGACAAAAUGGCAGCUUACCAAAAAAAAAAUUCAAAAUUCUUUAAAAAAAUUUCAACUUUAAAGUGGUCUAAAAUAUCGAAAUAAUUUUCAGAAAUCUUAUUCCUUCGAUUAUUAUCUGGGGAAAAUAUCUAAGAAGAUUGUGUAAAACUUUGAAACAUUUCAAACAUUUUUCGUCAGGUCUAAGAUCAAAUUCACAUGUACCAAAAAUAUUUUGACCUUUCGAUCAAUUUGCCGCCUAGGGCCAUGACCAAUGAUGCCAAAUAUGUAACUCCUGUCCUGAUCAUGACUGCGAAAUAUCAUAGAUAAAUCUUACUUCCUAGAUAUUGAUUUCUGAAAAUUCUAAGUUAGCUUGAGUCUCCUAUAAACCCUGUAACACUUCAAUUAAUGCUAGAAGCUCGCAACUCAAAUAAAAUAGAAUCCAUACGAACCAUUUUCGAAGAACAUUGAAAAGUACGAAUAUUUUAGAAAAGGAGGCAAAAAUAAUGAAAAUCUAUGUACCGCAAUAUGUAUUUUUGCAAAACUUAUUUUCAAAACAUACAAUUUUUGUGGAAACGUAUAAGAAAUACUCUGAACGUCAAAGGAAAUGGGAUGACCUA
Messenger RNA from Chrysoperla carnea, 1626 nucleotides. RefSeq names its product mediator of RNA polymerase II transcription subunit 19 (gene MED19). Gene Ontology annotation, cellular component: mediator complex. Gene Ontology annotation, biological process: positive regulation of transcription by RNA polymerase II. NCBI's taxonomy places the organism in Eukaryota, Metazoa, Arthropoda, Insecta, Neuroptera, Chrysopidae. Bases 50 to 763 code for a protein of 237 amino acids. The record is from RefSeq and is a predicted model, not a curated record. Gene Ontology annotation, molecular function: transcription coregulator activity; transcription factor binding. The transcript has 3 exons.